CAACCCCAGGAAUUUACCAUGAACCUACUUGCAAAUACCCUCAUACCUCUCAUGAGCUUGGGAUUGAAAGCUCACAGUUUAAAUGAUCGGGGCAUGGCCUAUGGAUUCGAUAGUAUUGAACCAUCAGCCGACCUCACAUGGACGCCAUGUUUCGACACCUUUAAUUGCUCUAGACUGGAAGUUCCCUUGGAUUAUUCAAACAGAAGCCUUGGCACGACAUCCGUUGGCUUUAUCAAGUUGACUGGCAAAAAUGCCACCGUCGAGUCUCCUAGCAUUGUACUCAUUCCCGGCGGUCCCGGUGGUUCUGGUAUCAACCUACUCCUCACAUACCAGAAUAUCAUUGGUCAGAUGUUUGGAGAACAGUACAACUUCGUCUCCUUUGACCCUCGUGGUGUGAACAACAGUGGUUUGCAUCUCGAUUGUUUCUCGGGAGACGCAAAGGCAAGGUCCGCUUUCUAUCAACUGCAUAGAACAGGCGUCACCAAUAUCUCAUCAAUAUCGCUUGAGGAACAGUACUAUUCAAGCUCUAUCUAUGGCGAUUGGUGCAACCAUGCCGUCGAGAACAAUUCAUCCCAUUCAUAUUAUGUGACUACGCCAGCAGUUGCCCAUGAUUUGCUCGCGUUUACUGAGGCUGAGGCUGAAAUGGCCGGUAAACCACCAUCAACUGCCAAAUUGUGGUGCUAUGGCGUCAGUUACGGCACUGUUAUCGGCAGCACUUUCGCUUCUAUGUUCCCAAACCGUGUCGGGAGAAUGAUACUCGACGGUGUUUUAAAUGCAGAUCAAUAUUAUAGUAACUAUUGGACGGACAAUGUUGAUCAAAUGGACGAGGCCAUGGAAACAUUCUCAACCUUCUGCCAUUCCGCAGGGCCUGAAAAGUGCUCAUUUUGGGGACCCGCGCCAGCAAAUAUCACGGCAAGAAUGGAUGGCAUCAUCCGUGACCUUCAGAACCGUCCAGUCCUGCUAAGCAGAGUUGGAGGUUCAAACCUGCCGACAAUGGUCACCUAUUCAGACCUGAAGAGUCUAUUUCUCAAUACACUCUACAGUCCACUGGCAAGCUUUCCAAGCAUGGCUGACAUCUUAUACCAGGCUGAGCGCGGGAAUGUAUCUGCUCUUGCAAGCACGUUUGACCAGUCAAACUCUAUAACCGAUGCCCGGCUCGCCAUUACAUGCACAGAUUCAUAUCGAAGAAACAGACUUACUACCAUUGAAGAGUUCAAGACUUGGGUGGGGUACACGAUUUCCAAGAGCAAGUACAUCGGUGAUAUCUACCCUAUGUUGCUUGAAGGUAUUUUAUGCCGAUCAUUCCGCCCGCAGUUGCCUGAUAGCAUGGUAUUCCAAGGUAGGCAAGACUCCUUCUAUCUUUUCUUUUCGGCAUUCUAUGAACAUCGUCUUUGGCUUGACACAGACGAAACAAGUGGACUCAAUACGCCUACUUCCUUCCCAAUUCUCUUUGCGAGUAAUACCAUCGACCCUAUUACGCCGCUAGUAUCGGCGCACAAGAUGUCAUCUCGGUUUGCCGGAUCAGUACUUUUAAUGCAAGAAGCCGUUGGUCAUACGGUCAUCAACCAGGGUGGGUCAAACUGUUACUUUGGACAUGUUCAGGCAUACUUCCAAGGCACAGUUAUCUCGUCCAACAUCACCUGCCCACGACAGUAUAUUCCUUUCAAAGAUACUUCUCCUUUUUAA
Messenger RNA from Penicillium waksmanii, 1686 nucleotides. RefSeq lists its product as uncharacterized. The transcript has 6 exons. The annotation marks the transcript as partial. Lineage: Eukaryota; Fungi; Ascomycota; Eurotiomycetes; Eurotiales; Aspergillaceae. The record is from RefSeq and is a predicted model, not a curated record.